CGGGACGAGCAGCAGCGCUGGAGAGAGCCGGUGCAGCCAAGAUGAGAGCCGCGGUGUUGACCCUCGCCCUGCUCUGCCUGGCGGGCACCCAGGCCCGCUCCUUCUGGCAGCAUGAUGAUCCCCAGGCACCCCUGGAUCGCCUCAAGGACAUGGUCGAUGUGUACCUGGAGACGGUGAAGGCCAGCGGCAAGGAAGCCAUUGCCCAGUUCGAGGCCUCCACCGUGGGCAAACAGCUGGACCUGAAGCUGGGCGAGAACCUCGACACGCUGGGCGCAGCCGCUGCCAAGCUGAAAGAGGACAUGGCCCCCUACUACAAAGAGGUGCGGGAGAUGUGGCUGAAAGACACCGAGUCCCUGCGCGCCGAGCUGACCAAGGACGUGGAGGAGGUGAAGGAGAAGAUCAAGCCCUUCCUGGACCAGUUCGCUGCCAAGUGGACGGAGGAUCUGGAGCAGUACCGCCAGCGCCUGGCACCCCUCGCCCAGGAGCUGAAGGAGCUCAGCAAGCAGAAGGUGGAGCUGCUGCAGCAGAAGCUGACCCCGGUGGCCGAGGAGGCGCGGGACCGUCUGCGCGGGCACGUCGAGGAGCUGCGCAAGAACGUGGCGCCCUUCAGCGAUGAGCUGCGGCAGAAGCUGAGCCAGAAGCUGGAGGAGAUCCGCGAGAAGGGCAUCCCCCAGGCCGCUGAGUACCAGGCCAAGUUGGUGGAGCAGCUCAGCAACCUGCGUGAGAAGUUAACGCCCCUGGUGCAGGACUUCAAGGAGCGCGUCACCCCCUACACCGACACCCUCAAGGCCCGUUUCCUCAGCAUGCUGGAGGAGCUCCAGAAGACCAUGGCCUGAGCUGCCGGCGGCGCGGCCAGGGACUGACCCCAGCCCCGCUCUGCGGCCGCCCCGGGCGCUCCCUGCCCUGCCCCGGGCACCUCUCCUCAGGGGGCUCUGGGGACAGGCUGCAGGAGCCCCGGGCCAGCCCGGCCCUGGGGUGUCCUCCCCGGAGACCCCCUCUUCCCCUAGAAUUGCCUCCCCACCUCCCCACCCCGGCGUCGCUCUCAGCUUUGCCUCCCUUUUGAGAAAUAAACUUGACUUAAGUUA
Molecule: messenger RNA, 1085 nt
Organism: Taeniopygia guttata (zebra finch)
Lineage: Eukaryota; Metazoa; Chordata; Aves; Passeriformes; Estrildidae
Gene: APOA1
Product: apolipoprotein A1
Biological process (GO): phospholipid efflux; lipoprotein metabolic process; cholesterol metabolic process
Cellular component (GO): very-low-density lipoprotein particle; extracellular region; chylomicron
Molecular function (GO): cholesterol transfer activity; phosphatidylcholine-sterol O-acyltransferase activator activity; phospholipid binding
Source: RefSeq, marked provisional